AUGGCGAGUGCCCGUGGGACAGAGCCUGAUGCUGAGGAUGCAGCUGAGCCCGAAGAGGCCAUUGACAAGGAGGUGAUGCCCUGUGAGAGGAUGGAGCUGAGCCAGCGCCUGGCUGUGGAGGAGCUCAUCACCACUGAGGCCAGCUAUGUCCACAACAUCCAGCUCUGUGUGUCAGACAUCCGGGCACACCUCGAGAAGAAGCAGCUGCCUGAUCUUGACCUGGAAGGACUCUUCUCAAACACUGAUGACAUCCUCCACAUUUCCAGACGGUUCCUGAAGGGUCUAGAGGCCACAGCCACCCAGGAGCACGAGCAGCUGCUCUGCAUCAGUGCCCUGUUCCAGGAGUUCAAGGAGGAGAUGGAGAUUGUCUACAAGAUCUACUGUGCCAGCUAUGAUCACGCCCUCCUGCUGGUGGAGAGCUACCGCAAGGACCCCAGGCUGCAGGAGGAGAUCUUGGAGACCCUACAUGCAACAGUGCCUCACACAGGUGCGUCGGACCUCAGCUUCUUCCUGGUGAUGCCAGUGCAGAGGGUCACCAAAUACCCGCUGCUGCUGGGGAAGAUCCUGGAGAACACCCCCACCAGCGCCAGCACCUACCCAGCCCUGCAGGCAGCCGUCCGCGCCAUGGCCCAGGUCAACGCCAACAUCAACGAGUACAAACGGCAGAGAGAAGUAGCAACCAAAUAUAACAAGGCUGAGCACCUGACGCUGCGGGACCGCUUCGCACGCCUCAACACGCACUCCAUCGCCAAGAAGACCACGCGGCUGAGCCGGCUCUUCAUGCACGAGGCCGGCAUCGUGGCCAAGACAGAGGACAAGGAGUAUGAUGACCUGGAGGAGAAGUUCCAGUACGUGGUGUCCAGCGUUGCCAUGCUGAAGGAGAAUGUGGCAUCCUACCUGGGCCAUUUAGAGGUAAAACCCUGAUAAUUUGCAGGCACUUGGCCCCAUCCACGUGAGCUGCAGAUCGAUGAGGGACCUGCCCAGCAGUACCGCCGCUUUGCAGAACACCUGCACUGCACUGUUUUCCCAGAGUUUAAGCGACGGCUGGACAGGCUGGGGUGCCGCCCUAUGCUGGUGGGGCCACAGCAGCUGGUCAAGAAGCGCCUGGACAAGCUGCUGGACUAUGAGGAGAUCCAGGAGCGGAAGAGUGAGAUGGGCAGUGUGACAUAUGAUGAGGAGGCAGCCAUGAACACCUACCUCGCCAUCAAUGCCUUGCUCGUAGCUGAGCUUCCACGGUUCAACCAGGCAGCUCUGCAGCUCCUUGGGCAGAUACUGUGCUCCUUCAGUGCUCUGCAACGGGACUUGGCUGCCCAGGUGCUGCACCAGGCAGAAAAGGAGCUAGAGCAGAUGCCCCAUGGCCACAUGCCUCUACCCAGUUUCUGGAAGAUGGUGGGAGACACCUUGCAGCAGUCUGGCACUCAGCUCCGUACCUUCUGCCAGACAUUUGAGAUGGUGACACCAAGCCCUGUGACACAGCCUCUGAACCCUGCUGAGGAGCGAAAGGUCCUUUCCCUUGUGAGCAAGCACGGCCCAGACAAGCUUUACCAAGUGACAAGCAACAUCAGUGGCAGCAAAGACUUGGACCUGACCUUGCAAAGAGGACAAGUUGUAGCUCUGCUGCAAAGUGUGGACACUAAGGGGAACACAAGCAGAUGGCUGGUGGAUGCUGGAGGUCCCCGAGGGUUUGUGCCUGCUGGAAAACUCCAGCCCUAUGGCCCGGUACAAAGCCAGCAGCCUGGGAUGCAGAUGCCAACCCUGGAGACGGGCACAGAAAUAAGGAGGCAUUCAUAUGCAUCACCUGAAGCUCCCAGGCCCCAAGUGGCCACCUUCACCCCAGCUUUCCAGGUGGUUGCCGGCUUCUCCUUCGCAGCCAGGAGUCCACAGGAGGUGAGCCUCCAGGCAGGGCAGCCCGUGGUGGUGCUGGAGCCGCAUGACAAGAAGGGGAGCAAGGAGUGGAGCCUGGUGGAGGUGAAUGGCCAGAGGGGCUAUGUGCCCUCCAGCUACCUGGUGACUGUCCCUGUGCAGGAUCCCAUGGGCUGGAGCUUGCCCGUGUGA
Molecule: messenger RNA, 2055 nt
Organism: Antrostomus carolinensis (chuck-will's-widow)
Lineage: Eukaryota; Metazoa; Chordata; Aves; Caprimulgiformes; Caprimulgidae
Gene: ARHGEF37
Product: Rho guanine nucleotide exchange factor 37
Cellular component (GO): cytoplasm
Molecular function (GO): guanyl-nucleotide exchange factor activity; protein binding
Source: RefSeq, a predicted model, not a curated record